AGAAGUCAGUGACUUCAAGUCACAAAACAGCUGUUCUUCGCUUAAUUCCUCACUUAAAAACCUUAUUACGUUUUACCAAAAAAAAACCUUUAAACCAUUUGCCAUAAAGGAUGUAUGCUGUGAUGUUCCUUUAUCGAAUCCCUUGAACCCUAAACCCUUCCUCUUAGACCCCUGGCCGAAAGAGUCGGAGAGAGACGAUGUCUGCCUCCAUCAACAACAUCGCUGCCACCUUUGCCGCCGCCAGCGGCUUCCCUCCGUCAUCCUCCUCCUCGCCACCGCCGCAGUCGUCGUCAUCGUCGCCGGCGGUCACUGCGGCGUUCUUCGCCUCCCUCUCCCCCAGUCCCGCCUGCCCCAUCUUCGCCACCUGGAACCCCCAAUCCUCCCUUCCCCCCUCCCACUGCUCCUCUCUCCUCGGCCUCUACGGCCUUCCCGGCCCCCGACCCCACCCUUUCCUCCGCCUCCCGCGCGCGGCCGUCGUCCACCCUUCUUCGGUCGCCGUCUCCGUCGGUGACCGCCUCCCAGACGCCGCCCUCUCCUACCUCGACCGCGGUGGAGCC
Elaeis guineensis (African oil palm) is the source of this 557-nucleotide messenger RNA. NCBI's taxonomy places the organism in Eukaryota, Viridiplantae, Streptophyta, Magnoliopsida, Arecales, Arecaceae. The record is from RefSeq and is a predicted model, not a curated record.